This is a messenger RNA of Aspergillus puulaauensis, 681 nucleotides long. RefSeq lists its product as uncharacterized. The record is from RefSeq and is a predicted model, not a curated record. The coding region runs from base 1 to 681 and encodes 226 amino acids. The transcript has 2 exons. Lineage: Eukaryota; Fungi; Ascomycota; Eurotiomycetes; Eurotiales; Aspergillaceae.
AUGCCGCUACUGGUGCAGUCCAUGGUUGUCGUUGGCAUGUGGGUCGAAGACCUGCCGAAUACAAGGUCAGCAGCGAUUGAUCUUCAUAAAACGCUGAACACAGCUAUCUAUCAACAAAGGGAGAAAUGGGAUGCCUCUAUCGCGGAGAACGUGUCUAGUAUGUGCACAUGGCCUAUUCCAAUGUACCAGGCUAUUCUUUUGCACAUCAUAUUUGCGUUCAUAAGCAAAAAGCCCAUCAGUCUGGGUCUUGAUCUAAAACCUUCGCUUCAGCCCGCUGAUUCUGAUCUUCUGGCUGCAUUGGUGCGAAGUUGCAGAAGACUGGGCAUGCUUCAGUAUGCAAACAUCCUAGCGCGAUACAAGCCAGGCGAUCUUGCCUCAUAUGUUUGGGUAGGAGUAGAGGAGGUGAAACGAUUCAAUCUAGCGCUAUUCCAGCUGUGCAGGCGCGUAAGCUCCGAGAAGCAGAGUACUAAUGUGGAAGGAGAUGGUCCUCCCGCGCCAACCAGCUGGCUGCUCACUUCACAUGAACUAGAGUUUCCGGUGCCGAAAAACGAUGCCCUCUGGAAUGCCAAAGAUAGGAAGGAGUGGAUGGAUGCUACUAAUAAUAUGCAAAACAUUGGCUUGGCCAAUGUCAUGGAGUCAGAGUGGAUUGCAAAAUCAGCAGAACCAUUGCUGCUUACAUGA